UUUCUCAAUGUGAGGGAGUGGGGACGUGGCGCCGCGCGAAACGGCCCCUGAACAAGUCGUGGGGCGAAAUUAUUGGAUGAGAAACGGGGGUGACAAGGUCGCCCCACCUGCGGUCUGAGGGCCGCUGAAUUGUGGCCGUGAGACGCAACACCGAAUCCGAGGGACACACGCACACAAACCACACCAUUUGUUUGCAUGAUGCAGCUGCAAUUUUCAGUUCCUGUUUAAACUCUGUUGCGGCCGAAGAUACGGUAAUGAUGUUGUGAGGUGCCAAUCGCGGGUCUGCCCUUGUGGAAUUGUUUCCCCAGUGCCCUUGACAGUGGAUGGUGAAAGCGAUCAAAGCUCCCGUGGAUUUAGAGUUUUAUAGAAAGUGCUACAAAGGCUGGGCUGACAUUUUACAAAAUUCACAUAAUAAAAAUUUUCCAGUGUUUGUAAACAGAAGUGUUCCUAAAACAGAACCUGAUGGCGCUCCGCUACCAACUUCUAACCAGUCUGAGAAACUGCCCUUAACACCCAAGACGUGAUAUUAACGAAGGGCAGUUAGAGACCCAGGAAAUUUCAACAUUCGGGUCUCAUUUAAAUAAUGAAUACUUAGUAGAUUCCCAUGCAAAAUGAUGUUUAAACAAAAUGAAUAUCAGACUGAAUAUAAGACACCUGGGAACGCAAUACCAUGUAUUUUGUAGCAGUGCAAGUUGGUUAUCUUCAAGUCCUCGUACUGUUAGUGAAAGGAGAAGGUGGUGACAACUGAGAUGCCUCAGCUAACUGCAGCUGCUGUUUUGCAGAUUGGUUUAUUAAUAUCAGCACUUCCUCUACAGUAUAUUUUAUCUCGGUGGUCUGGCAGUGAUUCGACCCAACGCAUUCAGGCAUCAAGAAGGUUAAUCAAUAACUGGAACCGAUUCAAAAGAUCUUACUUGAAUUUACAAGCAUGGAAGGACUGGCUAAAAGAAUGGAGUUUAAAAGAGAGAUCUAUCCAGCAAGAAGAUCCUCCUGGAGAGUCCCCAGCUAUGGAAGUCUUUCGAUUGAAAGAGAAUCAAGGAUACUUUGCAGACUCACUGGAGCCUCGCUCUCCAAGGCCACCAGCUGUCAAAUACAGAGUAGGACAGGUCUUCAGACACAAGCAGGAUGGAUACUACGGUGCGAUUGUAGGCUGGGAUGAGAAAGCAAAAGCCCCUGAAGAAUGGCUUGACCAAAUAUAUCCUUCAAACAUGCAGAAUUUGAAAAAUACUCCCCAUUAUAAGGUUCUGGUUCACACAGUUGAUGGAAGAAAUUCAGAAACAGCCUAUAUUCCAGAGAGUGAUAUGAUCAUAGUAACUGGUGUACAGGUGUACCACCCUCUGUCAGUAUAUUAUUUCAGCAUGUUUGAUGGAGACCAGUACAUAAUGAUGCCAUGGCUAUUGCAAGUCUACCCUCAUGACUGAAUGAUGUUAAUUGCCAAAUGAUGCUCAAAUUAUAUUUUGCACCAGGAGAAUUAAUAUGAAGACUUUAAAUUCACGAAGGCCUUGAAUAUAUAAUGUAUUUAAAAUAUCAUGCCAAAAUUCUUUCAGGAAAGUUUAUAAAAUAUUACUACCACAGACUUGCAUUUAUUGAUAUUUCCUUUUGAAAUAUGAAAUAAUUGCAAGAUGAUUCGAUCACUAUAUCAAAAUAAAAUGUAUGUUUUCUACA
Molecule: messenger RNA, 1662 nt
Organism: Carcharodon carcharias (great white shark)
Lineage: Eukaryota; Metazoa; Chordata; Chondrichthyes; Lamniformes; Lamnidae
Exons: 9
Coding region: 750-1418 (222 amino acids)
Molecular function (GO): DNA binding
Source: RefSeq, a predicted model, not a curated record